Messenger RNA from Serinus canaria (Common canary), 1975 nucleotides. RefSeq names its product katanin regulatory subunit B1 like 1 (gene KATNBL1). The record is from RefSeq and is a predicted model, not a curated record. Bases 191 to 1102 code for a protein of 303 amino acids. Gene Ontology annotation, cellular component: nucleolus. Gene Ontology annotation, molecular function: microtubule binding. NCBI's taxonomy places the organism in Eukaryota, Metazoa, Chordata, Aves, Passeriformes, Fringillidae. The transcript is spliced from 10 exons.
CCCCGGCACUGCCGUGUGCGGUGCCUGCCGCCUCCGGUGCGCGGGUUGUGGCACUUCGGUUCUUCUCUAAAAUGGUGCCAGCAGCCUUGGCUGGAAGCGAGCGCGUGCGGUGGCGGAUACGUGCCAGGAGAGCGGGGAAGGCUCUGGUGCUGCCGAAAGGGAGGAAAACAAGCUGGGGAUUUGAGAGAUUAUGGCAUCUGAAGCUCACAAUGUUAAAAAACAGAAGGUAUUGCUUAUUGAAGGUCAUCCCAUUGAUCUCCCCAGAAAAAGAAUCUCUUCUUCCACUAAAAAGAUCAUGAAGGAGGGUAAGAAAUCUCCAAAACAGCUGGCUUCAUACACAAACAGAGUAACGGUUGGAAAAACAGUGACCAGUCCCCUCUCUCUUUUCAAAGUGGUGUAUUGUAAAAGGAAAGUUCAUUGUUAUACUCCAAAGCCUUGUUACAGAAAGAAACUGUGCCCUAAAUCUAGGGGCCGUGACAUGGCAAAUAAAGAAAAUGAACUGGCUUGUGCAGGGAAUCUGCCAGCAAAACUUCACAACAGUCGGACACACUUGCUGAAUUCUAGUGACUCUGGCUCGUCUCAAACAGAAGGCCCCUCAUCCAAAUACAGUGCAUUUUUUUCAGAGGUUUCUCAGGACCAUGAAACUAUGGCUCAAGUUCUUUUCAGCAGGAAUCUGAGACUGAACGUAGCUUUAACCUUUUGGAGACGGAGAAGUAUAAGUGAACUUGUAGCCUACUUAGUGAGGAUACAGGAUCUUGGAGUAGUAGUAGACUGCCUUCCUGUGCUUACGAACAGUUUACAGGAAGAAAAACCCUAUGUUUCAGUUGGCUGCUGUGUAGAUCUUUUGCCUUUAGUGAAAUCUCUGCUUAAAAGCAAGUAUGAAGAAUACGUGAUAGUGGGUUUAAACUGGCUUCAAGCUGUCAUUAAAAGAUGGUGGUCAGAGCUAUCUGCACAUACGGAAAAGGCAGAAGAUGGAAACAUUCAUAUUUUAAAACAACAGCUAAGUGUUUUGUGGGAACAGGAGAAUCAUCUUACUCUGGUUCCAGGAUAUACUGGUAAUAUAGCUAAGGAUGUAAAUGCUUAUUUAUUGCAGCUACACUGACAUGAUGGGGAAACAGUGUGCUUAUGUGAUGAAACAAUCCCCUAAAGUAUCCCUGAAAUAUGUGCUGAAAGCCUUUUGAGAAAUACUGGCAGAAGAGAACUGAACUGUCAAGCUGUUUAAUGAAACCACUAACAAAACCCUAACAAUCUACUUCACAUUGAAGUGGAAAAAUGUCUAGUAGGAGCAACUUUUACUUCAGUGAGGUGAAAGUGCACUAUGAAAACUGUAUGCCUUUGCUGCAUUUGGGAUUCGCUCAGUUACUAGGUAUUCCUUUAAAUGCUACUGUACUUUACAACAUCAUCGCAUGAAAGAAGAUGAACUGUAUUGUCAUGAAGACAAGACAGCAGAACCAGUUUUAAGGAACCAAGAAAACCAAUCAGCAUUAAGAGCUUUUAAAUGUCUCUUUCACAAGAGAACUCCAAAAUGCACAACUAUCUUCCAAUUGCAUAAAAAAUACAAAAAACUUUGGGAUAUUCAGUUACUUGUAUGUUUUAAUCAAAUUAUUAAAGACAGUUUUUGUUUGCACUAUUGAGAAACUAUACAGCAAAGAUGCCUUAAUUACUAGUGUUUCAAAAAGCCAAUGUGUUAAGAUGCAAAUAGCUAUUAUGUUCAGAUUGUGAUGAAAAACUACAGAAAUCAGGGUUUCACAUUGUGUAGUUAAUGAAACAUUGCACAUAUACAAAGAUUCAUGUAUGAAAAAUAUUAUAAAUACCUGAAGUUAAGCUUGGGUAAACAGUUAUUGCAAAUGUCAGCAGAAUGGUGAAUUUAUGUCUAACAAAUGUUUUUAUAUUGUAUGUGGAUUUCUAACACGGUAAUCUUGUUCUGUAUCAUUCAAACUACAUGCAAAUAAGUAAAUAUAUUAAAUAUAUCUAC